Frankliniella occidentalis (western flower thrips) is the source of this 5031-nucleotide messenger RNA. RefSeq names its product transcription factor hamlet-like. Gene Ontology annotation, cellular component: nucleus. Bases 475 to 3876 code for a protein of 1133 amino acids. Gene Ontology annotation, biological process: regulation of transcription by RNA polymerase II. Gene Ontology annotation, molecular function: DNA-binding transcription activator activity, RNA polymerase II-specific; RNA polymerase II cis-regulatory region sequence-specific DNA binding. The transcript is spliced from 8 exons. Lineage: Eukaryota; Metazoa; Arthropoda; Insecta; Thysanoptera; Thripidae. The record is from RefSeq and is a predicted model, not a curated record.
CAAUAUGGCGCCGUCGUCAUCAGUGAAAGUUGUCUGUCAGAUUUUUGUCAUCAGUCUUUAAACUGUAUUGCGGAGUGAGGCGCAUUAUGUGAGCUUUCACAUUGUAGCAAAUCCCCACAAUAAUGUAUUUCGAGAAUAUCAUGGAUCAUCGUAGUGGUUCGUGGGUGCGAAUGGCGGGAGCUGAGGUAGUGUUUGAGGUUAGGUCCGCCUCAUCCCUGGUCUGCAACAGCCUGUAUUAUUUCACUAGUUGGCGGCGUGUGGCGGUACGUCGGAAGCAGCCAUGGCGAGCGCCCUGUCGGUAGGCAACCCAUCUCGCAGGACGGGCGCGGUGGCCGCUGAGGACCGGCGGCGACAGCGAGCCGGGUGGGCAGGCAACCCAUCCUGCUUCACCUCCAGGCGAGGACCCCGCUGUGUGGUGGUGAGGAGAAGCUUCACGCAGACGACCAGCACGCCGCCGACGCCCCCCUGGCCGACAUGGACGUGAUGUCGGCCGCGCCCCACCGGCUGCACAACGACGCCCUGGGCCACCUGACGGACCACUCCGACAGCCCGGUGCACAGCCCCGCGCACAGCCCGGCGCGCAGCCCCGCGCACAGCGGCGGCCCCAGCCCCGCGCAGAGCCCCGCGCCCAGCCCCGCGCGCAGCGUGCGCAGCAGCAGCCCGCCGCUGCGCACCUCGGACGAGGACGACGAGGAGGAGCGCGAGGAGGGCGAGAUCGUGGAGGAGAGCCGCGAGCGGCGGCGGCAGGCCCGCGCCGAGGCCGAGCGCGUCCGACUGGCCAGGCUGGCGCAGGAGGCCGAGGGCAGCCGGGCGGCCGCCGUCCGCCAGCUGCAGAUGCACCAGCAGCUGCACCACCUGCAGAGCCAGCGGCAGCAGCACCCUGUCGCCAGGCUGCGCGACGACGUGGCGCCCGCGGCGCAGCUGUCGCAGCUGCUGCCCGCCGAGCUGGAGCUGCGCGGCGACGCCGGCAUCUGGGCGCGGCAGCCGCUGACCAAGGGCGCACGCUACGGCCCCUUCCUCGGCAAGUGGACCCUGGAACCCGCUGACCUGCGCUACGCCUGGGACGUGAGGGUGGCUGGCAGCGCCAUCCGCUGCUACAACGACGCGUCUGCCGAGCGCUCCAACUGGCUCAAGCUCAUCCGCUCCACCUACCGGCCCGAGGCCCGCAACGUGCGCGCCUUCCUCUGCGGCGGACAGAUCCUGUACGAGACAACUCAGGACGUCCCCGCCGGCACCGAGCUCCUCCUCGGACCCCGGGAGCCGCUCCUGCUGGACAUGCUGACCGCCGACAACGCUGCCGAGGACCGCAGCGACAGGGAAUCCGCCUCUCAGCACUCUGGCACCGGCGGCGACGACCGGGAGGACAUCGAGGAGCGCGACGACGUCGACGACGAGGACGACAGCGACACCCAUUGCGUCGUCUGCGACAAGUCGCUGCCCGACCUCGAGAAGCUCGACGAGCACCUGGUGAGCGCGCACAGCUACCGCGCCGACCAGUUCCGCUGCGGCUUCUGCCCGCGGGCCUUCUCCUGGCGCCCGGCGCUCUACCGCCACAAGGCGCUCGCCCACCCGGACGCGCGGCCGCUCAGCGACCCGGAGGCGCGCCGCUACCCCUGCGAGAACUGCUCCAAGGUCUUCUCGGACCCGUCCAACCUCCAGCGGCACAUCCGCUCGCACCACGUGGGCGCGCGGUCGCACGCCUGCUCCGAGUGCGGCAAGACCUUCGCCACCUCCUCGGGCCUCAAGCAGCACACGCACAUCCACUCGAGCGUCAAGCCCUUCCAGUGCGAGGUCUGCUUCAAGGCGUACACGCAGUUCUCCAACCUGUGCCGGCACAAGCGCAUGCACGCCGACUGCCGCAUGCAGAUCAAGUGCACGCAGUGCGGCCAGGCCUUCAGCACCGUCACCUCCCUCCACAAGCACAAGCGCUUCUGCGACUCGAGCGGCUCCCCGACCGCCACCGGCCACUCGGGCGCCUCCACCCCCGGCGCGGGCAGCGCCAUGGCGCAGCAGCAGCCGUCCCCCUUUCUGAUGUACGCCAGGGCGCCCUUCUACCCCGGCGCCUUCUACCCGGGCCUGUUCCAGUCGGCCGCCGCCGGCCACGGCCCCCAUGGUCCGCCUCCGGGGGCCGCCGGCCACGGCGCCCCCUUCCUCGGCUCCCCGCUGCAGCUGUUCGCCCAGCACCACAAGCUGCUGGAGCGGGAGCGCGAGCGGGAGCGGGAGAGGGAGCGCGCCGACUCGCCGCCGCCCCUCACCAAGGGCGGCAUCCCCUCGCCGACGGCCUCCAAGGACUGGAUGACGCCGCCGCCCGCCCCUCUGCCGCCGUCCCGCGGCCAGCAGCCCCAGAGCAGCAAGGUGUCGCCGCCCGUGGCCGAGGAGGCCGCCAACAAGGAGACGCCGUCGCCGGCGCGCCCGCUCACCAGCGCCAAGGCGUACCAGGGCGCGUACUCCGACCACCGCCACCGGGCUGCGUCUGAGGACGACGACGAGGACGACGCCCGCGAAGGGCGCGACCUGUCGAGCCGCAGCCGGAGUCCCCGGGAUGACGAUUCGGUGGGCAAGCGGUCGCGGUGCGGAGACGACGAGCACGACGAGGACGAGCAGGAGCAGGCGCUCGACCUCAGCGUCGGCUUCAAGCGACGGCGGCCCGCCUCUGCGGCGUCUGCGUCGGCCUCGGCCGACGAGGGAGACGAACGACGGCACCAGAGAAGCCCCCUAGCCCUGCGCCGGGCCUCGGCCACACCGUCCCCAAAGCUGACUGCAACCACACCGAGGACUCCCCUCAGCUCCGGCCAGGCCGACAAGGAGAUCAGUUCAACCACAGCCUCCUCGCCGACCGCCGCCUUGUCCCCACCCGCGGGCCACCCCCUCAACAACACCAUGGCCUACCCGCGGCCCAUCCACCCCAUCUUCCUGGAGGCCAUGUACCGGCCCUCGCCGCCCUUCUCUGGCUUCAACCCGCCGGGGUCCAACUCGUCGUCCGCGGCGGACCGUCUGCUGCACCCCCCACCCCCGCCCUUCGGCCCGCCACAGCACUACCCGUUCCUCGGGCCGCUGACCAACGGGCUGAACCGCCUGGCCAACGGGCUCGCCGGGAAUGCCAACCGGCCGCCAUUCGACCACCUCCUCCGCCCGCCCAUGGGCGACUUCGGGUCGGGUCGGGACGUACUAGGGGGUAGCGCCGGCAUGGGUGCGGGUGCUCCAGGACAGGCGCAGGUUCCCUCUCAAACCGGCAACAAGCUCAAGGACAGGUACUCGUGCAAGUUCUGCGGGAAGGUGUUCCCGCGGUCCGCCAACCUGACGCGCCAUCUGCGGACGCACACGGGCGAGCAGCCCUACAAGUGCAAGUUCUGCGAGCGCUCCUUCAGCAUCUCGUCUAACCUGCAGCGGCACGUCCGGAACAUCCACCACAAGGAGAAGCCCUUCAAGUGCCCGCUGUGCGCGCGCUGCUUCGGACAGCAGACCAACCUGGACCGCCACCUCAAGAAGCACGAGACGGACGACGGUUCUGUAGGCGUGGCAGAUAGUCCUGGAAGCUCAAAUGAGAAUGAGCGCGAGGACACUUACUUCGACGAGAUCCGAAGCUUUAUGGGCAAAGUGACGUACUCUGGUAACGACUCCCUUCCUCCGCACCUCUACGCCGCCACUGCCCAAGGACUAGCUCAGGGCCUUGCCCAGCAUGCAGCGCAGAGCCUGCAUAGCUUUAGGGACGAUGCGGACCGGGACAGAGAUGAGCGACGCAGUCCGCAGGACUCGCCACUUGCCAUGGUCGUUCAGAAGGCUCUGGCCUUCGACAGCCUGAGCAGCCUAGCCAAGGCAGACCUCGCCCUUAACAACAACAACGCAGAGCAAGAAGGGCUACAGGUAUCUACCUAGCUCAUCGCCAUUGUGAUAGAAUUAUUAUUCAGUGAAUGUAUGUUUAGAUUAAUUAUUAUAAACAGUCCUCUCUAUCUCCAUCUCAAUAUAGGUAUUCUGUCUUUCCUCCUAUUUCAUUUUCACUUCACCUCUUCAAAUCAUAUUUUUCUUCUUGUUUUCAUUUUACCCUCUACUUUUAAAACAGCCUAUACCACUGCAGCCUUAAUGUGUGUACAUGUACACAAUCGUCAAUAGGUAAAUUUCAGCAUUUUGUUAUUAUUGUUGUUAUUGUUGUGGUUUUUUUGUGGAAGUUUUAGAGCGCAAUAAUGCUUAUCAUGUCAAGAAAUGAUUGUAAAUUAUUGUGUUAUGUUACCUUUUUUUGUAAAAAUAAAAUUUUGUUAAGAUACCUGUAGGAUGUUCUAACACUUGCUCUUCUCUAUUUACUUAUUCAUACUUAUUGAAAUGCAUUCUUUCAGAGAAACUAUUAAAGCACAAAGCAGGAAGCAAAUUUGUACUCUUAGUCAUAACUUGUAAGUCUCUAUGAAAGCUAUUUGUUGUUUCACACAAUCAAUAAUACCAAAGAUUAUUUGCUAAGAAAAAUGUUUUAAACUAAAGUAAAAAGUUACAUCUCAAAUUUUGUUUUGGAAAUGUAAGCCAUCAUUGACAGGUGGAAAAUUUUAAACCAGCUGAUCCAAAAGAGUCUGUGCAAAUGGAGUAAUAACAUUAAUUCUCCCCCAAAACUUUGUGAGACCUCUACCUCUACUCGAAUGCUUUACAGUUUUACUUUCUCGAUUAAGAAAAGUAGGUUUUCCUUGAUAAGUUAUCAUCAAUAGACUCAUAAUUUAUUGUGAAUGCAAACACAAAAGCAGCACAUGAAGCUUAAAAUAUUAUGGCAACACAUUACAGAGUGACAUGUUCACGUGCAUCGCCAAGACUCUGUUAAAAUUUUCAUUACUAUCUAUUUAUUUUGUGAAACCCACUACGUUCACAAUGUAAAUAUGAAAUAUGCCGUACCUUUGUAAAUGUUUGUGUCAUUUUCUAUGUAAUAAAGUUGCAUAAAUUAAUAUAUAAUAAAUAUAUAUUAUGUUUGAAAAUGUUGGCAAAUAACCAUCAAGUUGACGUGGUGGAAUGGUUGUAACAUUGAAGUGAGUAUUAAAAGUUACUAUUGUAAGUGAA